This is a messenger RNA of Rangifer tarandus platyrhynchus (Svalbard reindeer), 372 nucleotides long. The record is from the annotation of a GenBank genome assembly. Lineage: Eukaryota; Metazoa; Chordata; Mammalia; Artiodactyla; Cervidae.
AUGCUCUGGGGAGGUGGGCUUGCAGCCCUCGGCCUUGCCUGGGGUCCUGGUGCUGCCGGACAGGCUGGCUCGUUGCAGAACUCUCCCCAUCUCUCCUUUCCUGCCUUCUGGUCUGCGUCCUACAGCUGCACCAAUGGUCCCUUCUCCGUCUCCUACGAGAAACGCCUCCGCCGCCUGACAGUGGCCCUCACACGUCCUGAGGGCUUUCUCCUAAAGCUGCUCUUUUCCCGCUCUGGCCAAGGGCCCCGCCUGGAGCUUUUCCCUGACGGAGUCUCGGGCUGUUUGCAGAGCAUCUCCCCACACGGGCGCCUGGAGACCGGGAAGAAGGCGUUGCUCUGGGAACUGACCCUUAUCCCCAAACCACACUCCUGA